Molecule: messenger RNA, 2182 nt
Organism: Rana temporaria (common frog)
Lineage: Eukaryota; Metazoa; Chordata; Amphibia; Anura; Ranidae
Gene: ANXA7
Product: annexin A7
Exons: 14
Coding region: 142-1761 (539 amino acids)
Cellular component (GO): cytoplasm
Molecular function (GO): calcium ion binding; calcium-dependent phospholipid binding
Source: RefSeq, a predicted model, not a curated record
ACGUUCCAGCUGGGCGGCUCCCUCUUCUCUUCCGGGCUGUAGCGGUUGUACUCUGGUCGCCCCCCUCAGGGACUAUUUGUUGUCGGCGCCUCUCUGCCUCCUCAGGAUUACCGUGCGGCCACCAGUGACCUUCUAACGAGAAUGGCAUACCCAUAUCAGCAGCAAUCAGGGUUCCCUGGAUACCCCGGCUAUCCAACUGGUGACCCUGCAUAUGCUCCUGGUGGCCAGCAAGGAUUUCCUGGUGGGCAAUAUCCACCCGUUGGUGGGGGCGCAUACCCACCAGCAGCUGGAGGUGGAUACCCACAACCUGGAGGAUACCCUGCUGCUGGUGGCUAUCCUGGUGGGAUGCCUUCAUAUCCUCCCCAAGGUCCUGGAUAUGGAGCGCCAGGUCAAGGAGCAGGAUAUGGAGCGCCAGGUCAAGGAGCAGGAUAUGGAGCGCCAGGUCAAGGAGCAGGAUAUGGAGCGCCAGGUCAAGGAGCAGGAUAUGGAGCUCCUCCCGGUGCCCCAGGUUAUGGACAACCAGGUGGAGCUCCAAGCUAUGGUGGACCUGGUUACAGUGCCCAGCCAGGUGGAUUUGGAGCUCCAGCAGGAGGACAGUAUGGGGCUGGAGGAUACGGUGCUCCAUCAGGUGGUGCCCCUGCAGCUGGUGGGUAUGGUGCACCACCUAGUGGGGCUCCAGGAUAUGGAGGAUACCAGCAGCCUGCUGGUCAGAGCUAUGGAGGAGGUGCACCAGGUGGAUAUCCAGCAGGACCUGCACCUGGACAACAGCCUGCAGUCAGUGUGCAGUAUCAGCCUUUUGCAUCAGCCAUGACUGCAACCCAGGGCACCAUCAGACCUGCAGCAAAUUUUGAUUCGCUGGCAGAUGCUGAAAAGCUGAGAAAAGCUAUGAAGGGGUUUGGAACUGAUGAGCAAGCAAUAAUAGAUGUUGUUGCUAAUCGUUCUGGUGACCAGAGACAGAAGAUAAAGGCAGCAUUUAAAACUGCUUAUGGCAAAGAUUUGAUUAAAGAUCUGAAGUCUGAAUUAAAUGGCAAUGUUGAAGAACUCAUCCUUGCGCUAUUUAUGCCUGCAACAUACUAUGAUGCUUGGAGUCUACAUAAUGCCAUGAAGGGUGCAGGAACAAAGGAGGGUGUGCUGAUUGAGAUACUGUGCUCCAGAACUAAUGCUGAAAUUAGAAACAUAGUACAAUGCUACAAGUCAGAGUUUGGACGGGACAUUGAAAAGGAUAUCCGAUCGGACACCUCUGGCCACUUUGAAAGACUGCUCGUGUCUAUGUGUCAGGGUAAUCGGGAUGAAAGUCUCAAUGUGAACAUGCAGCAAGCUGAAUCUGAUGCCCAGCGCCUCUAUCAGGCUGGUGAGGGAAAGUUGGGAACAGAUGAAUCUUCCUUUAAUCUGGUGCUGGCAAGUCGAAGCUAUCCACAGCUAAAAGCGGUUGCCGAGGCUUAUGCCAGGAUUUCAAAGCGAGACUUGCUUAGUGUGAUCGGCCGUGAAUUCUCUGGCUACAUAGAAGAUGGAUUAAAGGCAAUCUUGCUGUGUGCUAUAAACCGUCCAGCCUAUUUUGCAGAAAGACUUUACAAGUCCAUGAAGGGAGCUGGUACAAACGAUUCCACUUUGAUUCGAGUUGUGGUUACUCGCAGUGAGAUUGAUCUUGUACAGAUCAAGCAAAUUUUUGCCCAGCAGUACCAAAAGAGCCUUGCCUCCAUGAUCCAGAGUGACACAAGUGGAGACUACAGACGUCUGCUGAUGGCAAUCACUGGCCAGUAGGAUCCACACUAUGAAAGCAGGAUGAUUGGAAUCCUUUUAUAUAUGGAAGUUCAAGAAAUGUCUUGUCUACUACUGGAUCUGAAAAGUGUCAAUAUAUAGCAGUUGGGUCACUGUGGCCCUUUGUGGUGUAUUUAAAAAAACAAAAACAAAACACAUAUGCCUUAUCCAAAAGUCUAUUGUAAGUUUUUCACAAUUAGAAUUUUUAGAAUGACAAAAAAUCUUUCUUCAAUAAAUAGUUCAUUGUCUUUUCAAGCCAUACUGGCCAAUAUGGCUGGAGUUGUCCCAUGUAUCUUGUAUCCCUUUGGGAAAGCCAUUGUACUUCUAUAUAACAGUGAUGACCUAUGUGUGUAGUUUGUACCCCUUCUUCACUGCAAUGUUAAAUGCACAUAUAGCAUGAAUAAAUAUAUAUUUUCUAAUGAGA